Messenger RNA from Colletes gigas, 1401 nucleotides. Its product is annotated as quinone oxidoreductase-like protein 2. Gene Ontology annotation, molecular function: oxidoreductase activity; zinc ion binding. The record is from RefSeq and is a predicted model, not a curated record. Gene Ontology annotation, cellular component: mitochondrion. The transcript is spliced from 8 exons. NCBI's taxonomy places the organism in Eukaryota, Metazoa, Arthropoda, Insecta, Hymenoptera, Colletidae. The coding region runs from base 69 to 1298 and encodes 409 amino acids.
UUAGGCUCUUUAAAGAUUCUGGUUAUGUUCCUACGUAUUUAAAUAGUAUUUAUAUAUAAUUGGGAGAAAUGUCGGCCUCGGUAGGGAGAAGAAUUUUAAUGCGUUUUUGCAGAAAUCACUCAAAGAUAUUGUCAACGCGAACCAGAAAUGUUAGAUUUAUUUCUAUUACGAAUAAUAACCUAAACGAUUCCACAAAAGUUCCGGCUUCUGAAAAUGUUUAUGCCGCUGUAUUAAAAGAAUUCUCUAAUCCGCUUGUUGUAGAAACAAUAGAACCUCCUAAAAUAUCACAAGCGAAUGAAGUUCUCAUCGACGUUAAUUAUUGUACUCUAAAUGCAUCAGAUGUCUUGUUAGCUAAAAAUUUGUAUACAUCUGAACAACAAUUGCCGAUGGUUCUUGGUCAUGAACUUGUUGGAAAAUUGAUUCAAGUUGGAGAAAAAGCACAAAAAUGUGGGUAUAAAAUUGGAGAUAAGGUUGUUGCUCUUAAUAAAGACAUUAACGGAGGUUUAAGUGAACAUUGCAUAGCAGAAGUUAGCGAUAUCUGGAAAGUGCCUAGUGAGGUAAAGUCACUAGAUGCUGUGUGCUUACUUAAUGAUUAUGUUAAUGCUUUAGUUGCAUUAGAAAGGAAAGUUAGCAUUCAAGAAGAUGACAUGAUUUUAAUUAAUGUUGGUAUGAGUAGUAUUGGUUUAGCAGCAGUUGAUUUGGCUACAAAUGUAUAUAAAGCUCAGGUAAUAGCUGUUUGCGCUACAGAGGAUGGAGCAGAACUUGCCCGAGAAAAAGGUGUACUUGCCUCCUUUAAAUUCAAAGAUCGUAAAUUAUUAAAACAGAUAGAAGAAGUAGCUGCUGAGAAAGACAUUAAAGCUAUUUUCGAUGAUGCUGAUGGUGAAUAUUUUAAGCAAGUUCUAGAUUGCUUUACUGCUGUCUACAAAAGUGGUGCCACAAUAAAAGAUUUGUUGUGUGAAAAUAGUUUUGCUGUGGUGGUACAUCACCUUUCACGCGAAGGGAGGAUAAUAAUUGCUGGGACAGCAGCAACCAUGACUAAGACUGAUUCAGAUCAAUUCAGUGUUAGUGGAUUUAAUUUAAGAGAAUAUAGAAAACAAAAGCCUGAAGAAUAUCGUCAAGCCGGUGAAGAUGUGUUACAAUUUUUUGAGGAGGGCCUCAUUAAACCAACUCGUGUGUUAAUUGUUGGACUGAAUAAAGUAAAUGAUGCAUUAGAAUUUAUUCUUAACAGCAAACCUACAGGAAAAGUUAUUGUUGAUAUAAAGAAUAAAGAAGCUGAGGUUGAAAAAGUGACAGAAUAAUAUAGAAUACCUAAUCUUAAGGCAGUGAGUGAACUAAGGUUUACAAAUAUGCAGAGUUAUUAUUAAUUUUUUUUAAAGAAAUACAAUAAUUGAUAAGGCAGAG